UUUUAAGAUGGCAGGAAAAUCUCCAGCAAUUGGAAUUGAUCUUGGAACAACAUAUUCAUGUGUCGCUGUUUUCCAGCACGGGAAAGUAGAAAUAAUUGCCAACGACCAGGGUAACAGAACAACUCCUAGUUAUGUUGCCUUCACGGAUACAGAGAGACUUGUUGGCGAUGCAGCAAAGAACCAAGUAGCACUGAAUGCAGAAAAUACUAUUUUCGAUGCUAAGAGACUGAUCGGAAGAAAUUUUACCGAUUCCGCCGUACAGUCCGACAUGAAGCAUUGGCCAUUCAAAGUUAUCAACAGUGGCGGUAAACCAAAACUACAAGCCGAACACAAAGGAGAAACAAAAACAUUUACACCAGAAGAAAUAAGCUCUAUGGUUUUAGUUAAAAUGAAAGAAACUGCUGAAGCGUAUCUGGGAAAAAGGAUAACAGAUGCUGUCAUCACGGUACCUGCAUACUUCAAUGAUUCCCAAAGACUAGCCACAAAGGAUGCUGGGUGUAUUGCAGGACUGAACGUACUAAGGAUUAUAAACGAGCCAACUGCUGCGGCAUUAGCUUACGGUCUGGACAAAAAUCUAUCUGGUGACAAGAACGUUCUGAUAUUUGAUUUGGGAGGAGGAACAUUUGAUGUCUCCAUUCUGUCGAUCGGUGAGGGUUCAUUGUUUGAGGUACGUUCCACAGCUGGAGACACUCAUCUUGGAGGGGAGGAUUUUGAUAACAGAAUUGUUAAACAUUUCAUUACUGAAUUUAAGAGGAAGCAUGGUAAAGACAUUUCUAGAAAUAAUCGUGCAAUCAGAAGAUUAUUAACUGCAUGUGAGAAAGCAAAAAGAACAUUGUCCAGCAGUACAGAGGCUAACGUGGAGAUUGACUCAUUGUUUGAGGGCAUGGAUUUCUACACAAAAAUCACCAGAGCACGAUUUGAAGAUCUAUGUCAAGAUUUGUUCAGAAAGACUAUGGAACCGGUCGAAAAAGCUUUGAGGGACGCAAAACUGGACAAGGGAAGUAUUAAUGAGGUUGUACUUGUUGGAGGCUCAACAAGGAUCCCAAAAAUACAGAAAAUGUUAUCGGAAUUCAUGAAUGGAAAGGAAUUGAACAAAUCUGUCAAUCCUGACGAAGCUGUGGCCUAUGGUGCAGCCGUACAAGCAGCUAUCCUAUCAGGUGAUCGUAGUGACGUCAUUAAAGAUGUACUGUUAGUAGACGUAGCUCCAUUGUCCCUCGGAAUCGAAACAGCCGGUGGUGUCAUGACAAAACUAAUUGAAAGGAAUACAAAGAUCCCUGCAAAAGCGUCCAACACUUUCACAACAUAUUCAGACAACCAGCCAGCAGUAAGCAUUCAAGUUUUUGAAGGAGAAAGAGCAAUGACCAAAGACAAUAAUACUCUUGGAAAAUUCGACUUGACUGGUAUACCUCCAGCUCCUCGUGGUGUACCUCAAAUCGACGUAGAAUUUAACAUUGACGCAAAUGGACUAUUACACGUAUCGGCUAAAGACAAAAGUACAGGAAAUACAAAGCAAAUUACAAUCACAAAUGACAGAGGAAGGCUCAGUAAAGAAGACAUUGAUAGAAUGGUUUCCGAAGCAGAGAAAUACAAAGACGAAGAUGAAAAACAAAAACAGCGAGUUUCAUCAAGAAAUCAACUUGAGAACUAUAUUUUCAGUGUUAAACAAGCGACAAAUGACUCUGGUGACAAGCUGACAUCUGAGGAAAAACAAACUGUUACAACAGCUUGUGAAGAAUCACUUAAAUGGUUAGAUCAAAACUCAUUAGCAGAGAAAGAUGAAUACGAAGACAAAAUGAAAGAACUUCAGAGAGUGUGUUCACCCGUCAUGACAAAACUUCAUGGAGGUGCUCAAGGUGGACCGGCUGGUAGUGCAGGGGGACAACACGGGGGACCAACUGUGGAAGAAAAAGUGAUCUCUAAAAGAGCGGGGGUUCAAAACCCGGACACCCCUGGAUCCGCCAACGUAGCUCCAUUGUCCCUCGGAAUCGAAACAGCCGGUGGUGUCAUGACAAAACUAAUUGAAAGGAAUACAAAGAUCCCUGCAAAAGCGUCCAACACUUUCACAACAUAUUCAGACAACCAGCCAGCAGUAAGCAUUCAAGUUUUUGAAGGAGAAAGAGCAAUGACCAAAGACAAUAAUACUCUUGGAAAAUUCGACUUGACUGGUAUACCUCCAGCUCCUCGUGGUGUACCUCAAAUCGACGUAGAAUUUAACAUUGACGCUAAUGGACUAUUACACGUAUCGGCUAAAGACAAAAGUACAGGAAAUACAAAGCAAAUUACAAUCACAAAUGACAGAGGAAGGCUCAGUAAAGAAGACAUUGAUAGAAUGGUUUCCGAAGCAGAGAAAUACAAAGACGAAGAUGAAAAACAAAAACAGCGAGUUUCAUCAAGAAAUCAACUUGAGAACUAUAUUUUCAGUGUUAAACAAGCGACAAAUGACUCUGGUGACAAGCUGACAUCUGAGGAAAAACAAACUGUUACAACAGCUUGUGAAGAAUCACUUAAAUGGUUAGAUCAAAACUCAUUAGCAGAGAAAGAUGAAUACGAAGACAAAAUGAAAGAACUUCAGAGAGUGUGUUCACCCGUCAUGACAAAACUUCAUGGAGGUGCUCAAGGUGGACCGGCUGGUAGUGCAGGGGGACAACACGGGGGACCAACUGUGGAAGAAGUUGAUUAAGAUAUAAAUU
Mytilus trossulus (common blue mussel) is the source of this 2690-nucleotide messenger RNA. RefSeq names its product heat shock-related 70 kDa protein 2-like. Gene Ontology annotation, cellular component: plasma membrane; nucleus; cytoplasm. The transcript is spliced from 3 exons. NCBI's taxonomy places the organism in Eukaryota, Metazoa, Mollusca, Bivalvia, Mytilida, Mytilidae. Gene Ontology annotation, molecular function: ATP binding; ATP-dependent protein folding chaperone. The record is from RefSeq and is a predicted model, not a curated record. The coding region runs from base 8 to 2680 and encodes 890 amino acids.